Vitrella brassicaformis is the source of this 2712-nucleotide messenger RNA. NCBI's taxonomy places the organism in Eukaryota, Vitrellaceae. The record is from the annotation of a GenBank genome assembly.
GUCUGACGAUGAUCAUCUCGUACAGCUGGGGGAGGGGCUGCAGAUUCGCUCGAGAUUUUUGUUCAGCGCAUCAAGGAGAGCCUGCGAAAUACCAAGACGCCCCAAAAGCAGAGCUUUGCAGCAUCAUGAUACGUGUGCGUGCAUACCUUGUAGUCGGGCUGAGGCAGCACGACCCCCUGGAAGAGAUCGGAGGUGAUGCCCUGGAAGAGGGGCAGAUCGUGGGACAAGAACUUGGCCAGGUUGACGUCGUUGAUAGCCCGCAGCAUCAGGAUGCUCUCGUCCUCGUUGGGGAACUUGCGCUUCAGAUUGCCCGCGGCAGUCAGGACGGACUUGACGGCCCUCAUCCCAUAGUCGUAGUGAUCCUGGGACGACAGCUGCUGGAGGAACUUGGGCACAUUGACGUCUCGCAAUGCACGCAGCAGCAGCUUCUCCUCGUCCAUGUCUGAAUCAACACACACAAAGAGACAUACAUACAAGAAAAUCAUUCGGUCUCAGGCCGUAUGCUAUGCGUGUCGUUGUGUGUCUCUCCAUCUGUCUGUCUGUCUGUCUGUGUGACCUUGGUCAGCUCGCUUGAGGAGGCCGGCAGCAUUGAUGACCGAUCGCAUAGCCCUCAUACCGUGGUAAUCGUAGUGAUCCUGUCGACAACCAGCCAGCCAUGGGAGGAGACCGACAGAGAGACUGUUGGCAUCGAUGUGCAUAUCCACCUGUGCGGAGAGCUGUUCGGACGACAGUUGGAAUGUGGCGACCAUCUUUCUGGCCAGAUCGCGGGCCUGAUCGAAUCCGAAUGAGUAGAGCAUGAUCUCUCCGAUGAGGGCAUAGUCGGGAACCAUCAUGGCCAUCGGUCUGAAGAGCGCCUUGAGGUUGUCGGGCAGCUCAGCGCGGCGGGUGUUGCCCCGGUUCAUCGUGAUGAACACGUUGAAAGUCGGGUACAUCCGGAUCACUGAACCCUCAAAAUCUACCUCCUGCACACACACACAUCCUGUCUGUCACGUGUGCAAUCGAUUCCUGGCCGUGAACAACUGCGUGCCUUGGAGUCGUUGAAUCCGGCGAGCUCCCCCUUUGCGCCGAAGAGGAUGAGCAGCUGCUGUGCAAUGACGGAGAGCACCUUGAUGCGAUUGAACUCAUCCAAGCAGCACCAUGCGCCCGAGGAGGCCAGGCCCUUGAAGAACUUGCCAACCAUGAUGUAGUCCAUCAUCUCAGAACAGUUGAACACCACACACUGCUUCGCCAGCGCCUUGGCCAGAUCCUUCGUUGUCUCCGUCUUGUCCGUACCAGCCGGGCCGGCCGGGGCGCCACCUGCACACACAGCCACACACAAAGGGAGGAGACACGGGGUGCAAUUGGUGUUAUGUGAGAGUGGGUUGUGCUACACAUGGACUGACCAAGGUUGAGCUGCUGUGCACCGAGCAGCGUCAUGUAGCACAUGUCGGCGUGUGGUGUGAUGACAAGUCGCAUGCUGUUGCCGAGGUACUCGUAUCCGUAAGGGAAGUUGGUCUGCACGCACUGGCACCAGCAGUCGUCGUUCUGCCAGUAGUAGCGCAGCUGGGCAAUCCACUCAAAGGCAGAGAUGUUGUCGAUCUUCUCCUUGACCAAAUUCUCCACCACGUCCUUGGCAUGCACGUCGAUGACGAUCAGCGCACCCACACUGAUCGAGUUCAUCUUGUUGAGGCCCGUGCGGACAAGUGCCACCAUAUCGAGGAGCUGACGGUUGAGGCCGUCCCAGUACUGCUUGACCGUCCCGUUCUGAAUGGCCUCCUCCACGUCGCUCGUCCAGUGCACCUGGCUCCCAUUCAGCACACACUGACCCGGAUGCACCAACACCCACUCGGCUCUGCAUCAGCCCACAGCAAAGCCGCAAGGCACAUGGUUAUCUUCCCACUCAAAUAAUGCGUUUAUCUGGGCAUCGAUCAAUCACCUUGGCUUUGUAGGGUAGUCGAGUAUAGAUUUGUACAGGACGUCUCUGACGGCCUUCUUCAUCUGUAUCUCAAUCUCGGUCAUCCAGGUCUCGACAUUCUUGUCCUUGGUGUAGAUGGUCUCCACGAAUGGCACCUUCUCGCCCUCGCCGCUGUACAUGGAAUCAGCCGAGUAGUCCUCGUGGAACUGAAGCUUGGCCAUACUCUCAAAGACCUUCUUCAGGAAACUGCACCGCACACAGUGAUUGAUGGGUUGGCGGCAUCGGCGGUCUGUGUCUGUCAUGAUUGUGUUGCUUACGGCUGGACGCGCGUUGGGUCUUUGGUCUGCGAGAGGAUCUCCAGCAGGUCGUCAUUGGACAGGAAGUAGAGGCGGGCAAACAGACUGCGCUUCGUCUCCAGGUAAUCAUCCAAACCUGCAUACAUGCGACAGACAAGACGGUUCUUCUACGGAGACGCGUCGUCGAUGGGUCUACAGCGCACCUUUCUGGACGAGCUCGAGGUUCUUAUUUGCAUCUUGGAAGUCCUCGAGCAGUCCCUCCCGUGCGCACAUCUCGAGUGCACCCGGAUUGUCGUGUGUCCGCUUCAUGGUGCUGCGCCACAUGUUGUCGACGGACUUGAAGCGUUUGCCCUCGGCCGGUAGCUGCUUCAUGAUGUCGGGUGAGUCGAAGAUGGGCUGCAGGUAGAGCCACGACCGCUGGCACUUGAGCCACUCGUCCAGUGUCUCGGAGACAGUCAAAAGCUUGGCGGCCCAUUCCUCUAUCUCCUCCUCGAAGGGCUUCUUGAACGGACUGAACUGCAU